AGAGCUUGCCUCGCCUGGUUCUUCCUCUCCGUCAACCAUGCUAUCGUUCGUGAGCGUGGUGGUUUAGCUGGAAACGCCAGAGAUGGUUGGUAGAGGCCGGCCGAGAAAGAAAGAUCCGUCGUCUAAGGGUGGUGCUGCAACAAAAACAAUAGAUCUGAAAGAUGAAAAGGGGGAGCAAAAUAGCAUCUCGGUUGAGGAAACCAACAAAGAGCAAACUGAGGUCGUGAAGCUUGUUGCUCGCGAUCCAAACCAGAUGGGUCUCGAAAUUGAGGAAUCAGGGCGUUUGAGUCCAAAUCUAGGGGAGAAAGAAGGGGACGCUGAAGAAAUUUUGCUAGAUCUAACAGUUUCGACGCAAGGCCAAAGGAAUAGCAGAUUCGAUGCUGGUCCCAGGGAUGGAAGAGCAGAUAAGGGGAAGAGCGAGGCCGGCCCUGUGGAAGGGAAAGUAGCGAAGGGGAAGAAGGGAGACGCUGGUUUUACAUCCGGUAUGGCGAUGUCCCCUAGUGCUCGGUGGAGUGACCUGAUUGAGAAGGAGAAAGGGGAAUUUCAACCAUCUCUAAAGCAGAAGCCACUGCGUAGUUGGGCUUCGGUUGUGGAAGGGAAUAGGGAUAUAAGUAAAGGAUGGGAUUUGCAAUACAUAAAACCUCAAGAUACAACUGGUGCUGUGGUUAUUAUUAAGGAUGAGUGGGUUAAAGGGUCAAAGAUUUGGGAGAAUGCUCUUGUUGGGUGGAGGGAAUUCCAGAACCCUGAGAGCUUAGGAAAGCUAGCAAGCUAUGUGGGAGUUCCUAUUGCAACUGAUGCAUUAACAGUUAAAAGGCAAAGAGUGGCUUAUGCUCGUAUGCUAGUAGAGAUGGAAAUCAAGGACACUCUGCCCCGUGUAGUUCCUAUUAUUGGUCCUAAGGGUGUAUUCCAGCAGCCUGUGGUCUAUGAAUGAGAGCCUGUCAGAUGUGGUAAAUGUAGAAACCUGGGGCAUGAAGAGAGAAACUGUACUGCAAAGGAAAAAAAGGUGUGGGUUCCA
Molecule: messenger RNA, 1015 nt
Organism: Rubroshorea leprosula
Lineage: Eukaryota; Viridiplantae; Streptophyta; Magnoliopsida; Malvales; Dipterocarpaceae
Source: the annotation of a GenBank genome assembly